CAAAUACUUUACUCUUUGGCGUACCCCUAACCUUAAAUCGGCAUAAUAAGAAGUAAAAAGUUGAAGAGGUGCACAGCUUGACAAAAGAUACAUUUUAACACAAAAAAUACUAAACAGAACUAAAAAUGAAGCGUCAUUUAUCGUGCUUAUCUAAAACUGUAUUACAAAAUAAUACGACGACACACUUACCAUUCAUAAGAUUUUUGAGCACAAAAGAAGCGAUUGAGCGAAGAAAUCACCUCUUCACUUUGGAGAAGAACCGUCAAAUGGAGAAAGUUGGUAGAAUGGAGAAAAUUGAAGUCACAUAUAAGGGAAUACCUGAAGAAUGUACCAUGAUAAUGAAUAAGGAUAUUUCGACGCCUUUUGAUUGUGCUAGACACUUAAGCGAAUGGCAUACUGAAAGCAGUGCUCUGGCUCUGUUAGAUGGCAGUGUAUACUGGGACAUGCACAGACCGCUAUCUGAGAACUGUACAUUAGAAUUCCAAAAUUUUACCGUAGCGGAACCGCAGCAGGUGAACAAGGCAUUCUGGCGGACGUGCUCGUUAGCGCUCGGUGCCUGCGCAUUGCAAGCCUUUAAGGACUCCGUCGCCGUCAAUUUGCACAGCUUUCCAGGACCCGACAUACGCAGCGGUUCCUUCAUCUACGACAUAGACCUACCUACCCUACCCGAUUGGAAACCGACAGAAGUAGAGCUUAGAACGCUUAGCGCCGAGUAUAUAAAGUUAAUAAGAGAGAAACUCAGCAUAGAGCGGUUGGAAGUUGGUGAAGAGUUAGCCAAAGAGAUGUUUGUGGAGAACAAACAUAAAGGCAGUCAGAUACCUAGCAUCGCUAAAAAUAACGGUAAGGUUACGUUGUAUAGGAUAGGGAAACAUGUGGACAUUUCGAAGGGGCCCCUUAUCAGCAACACAUCUCAAAUCGGCAGAGUUACUAUCACUGCUGUUCACAAGUUGACUGGUGGUCCGGAUAGCGAAGUUAAACAGCUCUACAGAUUCCAAGGUGUAGCAUUACCGACCGGUGUUAUAUUAAACCACUUCGCGUACUCCAUACUCACUGAACGGGCUAAAAAAUUGAAUAACGCUCGAUCUCCAAUAAAUCCUUUCGGAGAGACUGUCGAUUCUGCUCGUGAACCUGUCGCAGCAAGUGCUUAGUUUAGUUUAUUAGGUUUUGUUAACAUAUUGUAUUAAAUGUUGUAGAUAUUUAACAUUUUUUUUUUAUUUGCCCUUCUACUGUUGAGAAUUGCGUAUUUAUUCCACGGAAAGAUUUUCAUUUUGUGUAAGUGAUCACUGAUCAUUAAAACAGUUUUCGCAAUUUAUGGAAAACUUAACUCUUCAAAAGG
Messenger RNA from Hyposmocoma kahamanoa, 1336 nucleotides. It is a transcript of the gene mRpL39, whose product is annotated as 39S ribosomal protein L39, mitochondrial. The coding region runs from base 126 to 1148 and encodes 340 amino acids. Gene Ontology annotation, molecular function: ATP binding; aminoacyl-tRNA ligase activity; RNA binding. NCBI's taxonomy places the organism in Eukaryota, Metazoa, Arthropoda, Insecta, Lepidoptera, Cosmopterigidae. The record is from RefSeq and is a predicted model, not a curated record. Gene Ontology annotation, cellular component: mitochondrion. Gene Ontology annotation, biological process: tRNA aminoacylation. The transcript is spliced from 8 exons.